ACAAGGGAGGGGUCAUGAGAUACGGCAGGCAGGACGGACGAGAGGAGCACACACACGUGGAGGAGCAGGGAACAGCGGACCGGCUAAACAAGUCAGCCGGGAAAGUUACUAGAGAGAAAAAAUCUAAGAAAAAAUUCGUAGCACCAAUCAAGAGCCAGGUUCCCGUUAAAGAUAUCAAGUAUCCCCUUAAAAUUUUCGAAGACGCCAGUUGUAAAGAGAUCGAAGACGCGGACAUCGUCAACAAGGAGAUUUUCAUAACUUUAAUAUUUAGCAACGGCUCGUGUCAGCUUAGCGGCCGCCGCACGGACGCGGCUUGCUGCGGGGAAGGCCUUAUGAUGUGUUUGGAUGAAACAUUUUAUUAUUUCAAAGGCUCCAGCGCCGUCACGGACGUAUUGGGAAAAACGAUGUCCUCCAACCAAUUAAUAUGCUAUGACGCCAAAGCAAUUAUUAAAUAUCUAUUUAGUUUUGGGAGAGACGUUCAACAGUUUCAGUUUUUGGAUGUCAAGGUCGCCGGACGCCUGGUGAGUCCGGGACAGUGUCCCGAGACCUUUUCCGAUUUGUGUGAGCAAGUGUCCGCGAUUCCCCGCUACACCCUCGCCACCGAGUGUCCCCUUCAGAGAGCAGCCUGGCACGUGACGCUGAUGAAGGCGGCGUGGGAGACUCUGAAGGCUACCAUGACAAACGACGGGCUAUAUGAACUUUUUGUUGGCACUGAGAUGAAGGUCUUACCGAUCUUAGCAGACAUGGAGCAGAGAGGCGUGUGCGUGGAUGUGGACGGACUCGAAGCUAUGGGAGAGGUGGUGAAGACACGCAUGAAGGAAGUGGAGGAGGAGUGUUACCGAGCGGCCGGGAAGCACUUCCAGAUUAACUCCGCGCCGCAGCUCCGAGCGAUACUGUACGGAGACUUGAAACUAGACCAGAAAUGUAAUAUUACAGUACGGAAAACGACUGCCAAGGGAGACAAGUCCACCUCCGAGGACGUGCUGCGGUCCCUGAUGAAGGUUCAUCCCCUGCCGGGUCUGAUCCUGGAGUACCGUCACCUCCACAAGGCGCACUCCACCUUCAUCACCGGCAUCGCUCAUCACGUCGUGAACGGUGUCGUCAAACCCACUUGGGACCAAACGGCGGCGGUGACGGGUCGCAUCUCUUCCAGCAACCCGAACCUGCAGGCCAUUCCUAAGACAUUUAACCUGGUCCUGUUUCCGCGGGACGGCGCCGAUCCAGUGCCGCUGAGGUUCCGGUCGGUGUACCGGGGCCGAGCGGGCUGGCGGCUGGUGGCGGCGGACUUCAAGCAGGUGGAGUGCCGCGUGCUGGCUCACGCCGCUCGGGAUGAGCACCUGGAGCAGGCGCUUAGGAGCGACGACCUGUUCACCGACCUCGCCGCCCGCUGGUUGGAGAAGCCAGGGCGCGAGGUGAGCGGCAGGGACCGGGAGCGCACCAAGCGGCUGGUGUACGCCGGCCUGUACGGGGCCGGCGCGCGCACGCUGGCAGACAUACUGCAACUGCCACAAGGACAGCUGGAGGAGGUCAUACACAGCUUUGACAGGACGUUUCCAUCUCUGAAGCGUUUCUGUGAGGGGGUGUGGUCCGAGUGCUCGCGGGACGGAGGCCGAGUGUCGACGGUCGGCCGGCGGACUCGAACCUUCCCCAACAUAUCCAGCGACGACGCUGCGAUGAGGGCGCAGGCCCGGCGGCAGGCGGUUAAUUUUAUUAUUCAAGGCUCGGCGGCGGAGCUGUGUAAGCGCGCCAUGUGUGAGUGCGUGGCUGGUCUGCGGCGGGCCGGGGUCGCGGGCCGCCUGCUGCUGGCCGUGCACGACGAGCUGGUGUGGGAGGUGGCCGCGGACGAGGUGCCCCGCGCGGCCGAUAUAAUCAAGUGGUCGAUGGAGAGCUGCGGCCGGCAGCUGGGUCUGCAGGUCCCCCUGCCGGUCGCCCUGUACACGGGGCACAGCUGGGGGGACCUGGAGGAAUACACAAGCGGGGUGGCGUCGGUGUUGACAUUUACUACGGAGGCAAUAAAAACAAACAAAUAA
Messenger RNA from Danaus plexippus (monarch butterfly), 2030 nucleotides. Its product is annotated as DNA polymerase nu-like. Gene Ontology annotation, biological process: double-strand break repair; DNA-templated DNA replication. Gene Ontology annotation, molecular function: DNA-directed DNA polymerase activity; DNA binding. The record is from RefSeq and is a predicted model, not a curated record. NCBI's taxonomy places the organism in Eukaryota, Metazoa, Arthropoda, Insecta, Lepidoptera, Nymphalidae. The transcript is spliced from 12 exons. Bases 15 to 2030 code for a protein of 671 amino acids.